Molecule: messenger RNA, 44449 nt
Organism: Xyrichtys novacula (pearly razorfish)
Lineage: Eukaryota; Metazoa; Chordata; Actinopteri; Labriformes; Labridae
Source: the annotation of a GenBank genome assembly
CAUGAGCCCUUUGUGUAGCUGAUUUCCUCUUGGAGAGAGGAAACAAAGUCCAGGGGCGCAGAUUAAAAAGGCUGGUUUUUCCGCCCGCGUGCGAAUCACAAAUCACAUCGAGCCACAGCGCUUCCUGUCUCACAGGAACCCAACAAACAGGCUGUUAAAACCGCAGCCACGUCCCUCUUUUCUCAUCUCAGUGGGCACAGAAAACAAAGUCUGUUUUCUAAUUAAAGAAAUGUUUAUGUACGCCAAGGUUUCCAUGAGGACAACAGUCCUGCAGCAAAGGUCUAAUAGCCUUGUUUUGUUUUUUUUGUUUGUUUUUUUUUAAUAUAAAACUGGUGCCUCAUUAAUGGGUACUAUGCUGGCUGAUUGCACUGAUUUUGAAAGUGGCAGAACUGAUAGUUUAACUGCAGCUUAUACCUAGUGAUGUAACUCUAAUAUCAACAUGUAUGCUUCAACCUAAUUCCCCUUGUGCUUGCUAAAUUCUGCUGACAAGUGAAAAUUUGGUCUUUACCAUGGCCCAGGGCCAGUUAAGGCCUCUAAGGGGAUAAUUGAACGGCCUAUCUGCCCAACCUAAAUCCUAAUUCUCUCUCUCGACGGGCCACUGGCGGCAUGCUUUGUGGGAUUAUUUUCAAUGAGGCAUUUUGAAUGUUGUAGCGUACAUAGGCCUUCCUUCCCACGUACAGCUACCCCUCCUUUUCUCCUUGUCCCUGCCUUUCACCUUCUCGCCUGAGAGGAUUAGUCAGGCUUCCGGAAACGGAGCACCACUUGGUGAGAAUGAGACUUCCCAAAGCUCCUGAGACAGGAAGGAGCUGGACACUGGCUUUAUGACAACAAUAACUGCCUUCUCUCAAUGUCUUUGGGGGUCUCUUUAAGAAGUUAACAAAGAGUUGGCCUGUUUUUGCACAGAAUAUCAGUGUAAACAAACACUUUUGGAGCAGAUAUUUUUCUACCCCAGAGACUGAGUGGAGUCUGCGGAGUCAGAUGGUAUGAAGGGGAAUGAUUAUUUGUUGAAUGCGUUAUUGUUUGGUGGUGUGGAGUCUGUUGAUCUGUGGCUACAGGGGAACUCUGCUCGUAGGGUCAGUGAUAUACUUUACCAAUCCUUUUUUCUUUAUCUCUAAUAAAUCUCUGUUGAGGCAAAAACAACAUUCUUCUAUCAGACUUUGAUAUAUCCUUAAUUUAUUGACAGUUCAGGCAAAAGGGUUCAUAUUCAAGGGGAGGGAGCUUAGUCAUAUUAUUUUUUUACCAAGACAAACUCUCUUGAUGGAAGUCAUACAAAAAGUCACACUUGUUCACUCCAACCUGAUAGAUGGGAAACAUACCAGAUGUGGCAAAUACUCAGCCUAACAUUAAAGGUGUCGAUUUGUUAAAUUUCUCUUCAGGUGUAAGUGAACUGAUCUGGUUUAGAAAUGCCAAAUCAAGUACAAGUAAUGGGGAUCAAAUUUACAUCUUUUUUGUAGCUUAGCAAAUAUUUGAUAUAGUUUUUACAAAAGUCCGGUAUCUGAUCAGCUUUACUUAAACAAUAUUGGCUGAGCCUGUUGGGUCGUCAGUGUCUUUACCAUUAUUGGGCAACUUAUCAUUUACAUGGUUUGCCCAUUUCAGUGAAAAGUGGGACCACUUGAUGCCAUAAUAUUUGAGUAAAAGUAACAAUUCAAUACUGAAGCAGCAGCAAAGAUGUAAUGGGAAAAAACAGGUGUUUGAUCUCCCUCAGUUAAAGAGUUAACCCAGAGUAAUGUAAACUGGCAGUCCAGACAAAGUUAAAGAUUUUGACGUCAAAGAUCACUGAAUUCACACAGGUUCAAGCAGCAUGAUGACUGCAUCAGUAUUGACUGCAAAUAUUUAGGUUAAGGAUCACCCUAAAAAUUGAUUUCUGUAAUUGGUAAUGGUGAUGGUUGAUCAGUAUCAACUGACGGGAAAGCAGACUCACUGUGGCGUUUCUAUCAUAGAAUUAAAAUACAGUUCUGUUAAAUCACAAAAGCCAUGAUCCAAUGUUCUGAGCACCAAUAACAAACCAAAUAAAAGAUAUCUGUCCUUCAACAAGGCAAUAAAAGUAGGUCCCAAUAAAACUAAAAGCUGCUAUAUGUAUUCUACUCUGUUGGUAUUGCUGCCAAUCAAUAUAAUUUUUCUGGAAAACAGUCUUCUAUAAACUUUUGUUGGGAAAUAAGUGUCAGUGUUUUAUGACCCCACAGCUGCUCUUUCCACAUCCUAACCUAUUAUUAGUUCCUAGCUAUUGUUCUCACUUGUACUGCUGUGAUCUAACAAAGUGUAAAAAACAGGAACAUGUUUUGUAAAUCCUACACUACAUGUGGAAUUCAACUACAUUGCACUCUCAGAUGUCCCCGAGGCUUUUCUUCUGGGACCUGGCCACUACAUGACCACCGUUGUCUGAAUGUCUUUCAUCUUCCUCCUUGGACCCAAAGAGAGUGAUCGGUAUCUUCUUCGCUGUAUCUCUCUCACGGCUAACAGCACUGGUUCCCGGCCAUUUAGCCUGUACUCUACCUCAAGGCUAUCCCAAAUCAUUUCCAUCAUCCUGUGAUUCACCAGAUCAGGAGCAUGAUAGGAUUGGCUUCUCUGGCUAACUUUCCCCAACUUUUGUAGAAGUUAGUUGGAAGGUCUUAAUCUGGCUUUAAGAAGGCUCCCUGGGUGGUCUAUCAGAUUUGUUCAAUGCACUAUCAUCACAUUUAAUCAUUACUCUCAAGAUUAAACAAACCUUAAGUUUGGAAAAGCAAAUGAAGCGGAGGUCUGUAGCUGUUUUCAUGCUGACACAGGACUGAAUUAUUUUUAAGAGGGGCUUGAAGAUCAGAUUAAUCCAUCCAAUGUUUGCCACACAGUGUUUGAGGACUUGAUCACGAAGAGCCUGUGUGUUCUUUAUGCCUCUGGCAGAAAGAAAGAGCCAAGGAAUCGCAGUAUAAGCCGACAGUUGUUGUUAUUUGGAAAUCUGGAUGUACUUAGCUUUAUUCUUGCCAAGAGUUGUCCAAUAUAGGCUGCAUUCUUCUUGAGCUAGAUAUCUGGAAGUUAGUAAGUGUCUGCACCUGUUUAUCAUUACUAAUGACAAAACCUGUUUGAUAUUCUUGGAAGAAAAUCUAACCCAUAGUUUUUGUUUUUUUAGAUGUAAAUUUAGCAGCGCGCUGAUUAAGGUUGCUUUCACACCUGGAUUUAUUGUUCCAAAAACCUGGACCACUUUCCUCCUUAGCCUGGAUCGGGGUUUGGACAUACGUGAACACAGCAUUCACGCUCAGAUGCGAAGCAAAAGAAGCGAGCUGAGAUUGCCCAGAAGAGGUGGUCUUGGCUGGCGGUUUGAUCGAACCCUGGAAAUUCAAUCAAUCCACCAACUGCAACAAACAGCUCAUUGACCCAUCACAGUAGUAGUUGUAGGUAAGUAGCAAGAGAUACAGUAAUACAGCUGCAAGGCAACUCUCAUUACAACUGAUGGUAGGCAUAGUAAUAGUGAUAGCAAUAAGUUAACAUUAUUCACUCUCUCCCUUCAAGUCAACUUUCAUAUGAAGUUGAUUAACUUUUGCAUUUUUAUGAGAGAUGUCCAUCAUUUGCUCAUCUGCUCAGAGGUAGAAGAGGCAUUUAACGUCCUCGCUAAACAGUUUAAACUCAAAAUAACCCCUGGAGAGCUUUAAUAAUGUAUGAGUAUAAACAGAUACUACAACCAAAGUCGACUGUAUUUUAGGAAUUGAAAAUCUAAUCAUGAAAAUAAAGGAACUUUUGCCGUUAUGGGAAUUUAAAAAAAAAUAUUCUGACGACUCUGAACAAAUACAUUUUGGGUUAAUACUUUGUUAUUCAAAGGCCUGUGCGUUGAGAUCAUGUGUUUUUUCUGGCUUCUACUCUCUUACUUUGAUAAUAGGUGACAAUGACUGACCGACGUGUUAACAUCUAUCAUGGAGGUGAUAGCACAUCUGGCAUCCAACCAAAGUCUGUUGGUGGAUGUCAUUAUUACCAGCCCUCUAAAUCCUAUCAACAUCAUCCAGCGCUUGAUCUCAGGUUACUGUUAAUGACUUCAUUAUGUGUUUGUGUUUUCCCUUUUGUCUGCAGCACUACCUGUCAGCUGCUUGACAAUGGGUCUUCAAGAGUAAGUGUCGCCUUAGAUGUUUAUUGAAGCAAUGAUUAAGCUUUUAAGUCUUUUGAUUGGCUGUGUUGGCCGGUGUUUUGUUGUAGGUCUUGUGAUUUGAAAAAGCAUGUAAGCAAAAAAAAAUCUAUCAUUGUGAGUACAAAGAAUCAGAGUAAUAGUCAGAUUUGGAGGUUGGAAGUAGUGAAAAACUCUGAGCUCCUGUAACAGUGUUUUUCUUUUUCUUUUUUUGUAGGUCCAUUUUCUGUUUUUGGAUAAGCCCUUAAGGCAACCAGAUCAGUAAAAGGGGAAAAAAAACUACUAUCCUUAGUCAUUAAAUGAUAAAAAUCCUUGUUUGAAAAGUACGUAAGUCAAUGGAAGCUUAGGCAGGGAUUUACAAUGAUGAAUGAAUUGAUUUGCACUCAGUAUAGUAUUUUUAAUGUGACUUUGUGAGGACAUUGUGACAGACCUCGCCAUGCAUGUCCACAUGGAUAUGUGAGUUUCAAGCGUGUUAAAUCACAUAGGAGAAGAAAAAGGGCACAUGCAUGACACAGCAGGAGGCUGGCGUGAGGAGAGCUCCUUCCACAUGCGUGUGCUGCGUGUUCAGCUGUCACCGAACCACUGAAGUCCACCCCACUCCUCCUCCUUCUCCAUUCUCCACUUUCUCCUUCUAUUUUUCCCUCACUCUCGCCGGCCCUCUGUCCCUACUGUAUUCCUGUACCCCCUCUGUCCUCUCCUCUCCUGCCUUUCAUUUCUCCUCCCAGCCGUUCACAUUCAUGGCCAACUGUGCGUGUCUUCUCCUGCUCUUCCUGUUGUAUCCCUGACUCUCAUCCGUGCCUCUCUGGCAUGAACAUAAGAUGACACUGAUUCGACCCCCUGAAGUGUGAGAGGUCCUGGGAAUCAGCAGGACAGAAGCAAAUGUAGUCUCCAGGAACAACACCACCAUGACCUACCUCGAUUUACCAACUCAUUAGACUUCGGCUUAGCUGUAAACACAGAUUUGUCUUUAACAUUCACUCUGCUACCUGGGUUAGUGGUUAUUUAGCCAAUAGUUUUUAUAUUCCCAUCUGAGUAUCUGAGCUGUCUUCAGCAGCUGACACAUUUAAUACUCAGAUACCCAUCAGUCAUCUGACAUAAAUCUACAGCAGUGCAUUUCAGAGGGUGGAUAGCAUGUCAGCGCUUAUAUGCUUGGCAUUUAAAAACACUGCAGCUCAAGCCAAUGUCACCCCAAGGAUUUCCUUCCUCCACAUCAUGGCGGUUCUCCCCCCUGCUCCAGCGCUUCGACUCUAUACUGGCACACAGGGCGGAUCACAGCUAUGACACCCCUAUGUAUCUCAUUCAGCCAGAGUGAAUGGGGCUAGUGAACCGAGUAGCCCCCCAACACUGGCCUCUGCCUGCACCUGCAGGCCCAACUGAUGGUUGGAAAGCUGGAUGGAAAAGGGGGGACGUGAGUUGGAGAUGUGAGAGUUCACUUUGAAAAGUACAUUUUUGGGAGGAGAGACAACAGGAUGAUAUAAUAUUGUACUGAGGACCCAAUCUGAAAGGAGACUGCUCACCCUGAAACAUUUUGAAGUCAGAUAUCCACCACGAUGGACGAGGUGAAUUCUUAGUAAAGAAUACGAUGAGGCCUUUUUGUCAACCUCUCUUUACCCUUUCUUUUUACUGCUGUUGUGUCCAUCGCUAGAAAUAGAAAUUGAGAGAAGGAUGAUCGUGUGAAAUUGAGGAUCUAUGUUUGCAUCUGAGGAAUGACCGGUUUUAACUCUGAAUUGUUUGGAGGUGAGCCUUUAGAGAUAAGGCUGGUGCAUGUUUCCUCUUGAAAACUUAGCCUGAUAACCUCUUCCGUCUGCGUGGAUUUAUGAUGUUUACAGAUGUGCUCAGCUUAUGAAAAAACAGACCCUCUCUCCCAGUGGGGCAGCCAUCUUUAAUCCAGUAAAGAGCAGAGGGAUUUGGUCGCCCCUGGCCUGCCUGAAGGCCCUUUGGAAACCCCUCGGCCGUGAGAAUGGGGGCUGGGGUUGGAGGUGUGGGUUGGGGUGUGUGUAGCCAUGCAGGAGGGGCUGGGGACAGUCUUUGUGAAUUUAGUUAAUCUAAUUUGAGCUCUUUCCCCCAAGGCCCUUUUUUUUCUCCCUCUUUGCUGCCCCUGUUUCAAACAUCAGUCCAAGCUGAGGAAAGUUUCACGUGUCCCUGGUGAAAAUAGGCUUUGUUUAGUUUAAUCCAAUAUCCUCAUAUGUAAACCUGGGGGAAAUAUAACCGUGAGUUUCACUGCAGACAUUGGCAGUAUCUCUGCUGUUGUUUGUAGUGCAAUGAAAUUAAAAAGGAAACAUGAUACAUAUGAGAGAACUCAGCAUAACAUUUAUGAAAGCUGAGCAUUGGGGUCACACAUACUAAUCUUUUCAAAAUAAAGCACAUACAGUGUCAUAAAAUCCCACUGGAGAGAGGUUUAAGAUCAGGAUAAAGAUGGGAAAACUCAUCCACAAUUGAUUAAGAGUGAUUUUGACACAAUGAGCGUCUUCAUUAAUCUCAGUCUGUUAGCAUAUUUACUCUCAGUAGUCUUUAUCAAAGACUUGAACCAGAGGCCGGGUGUUGAUGCUGCUCACUGAAUGCAAAUGUCCCACUUAGAAGCCUUCCUUUAGCGUUUCACACCUCUGAUUAACUCAUUGUGAUGCUGGCGGAUAUCAAAUGGGCAUCAGCUCAUUAGGGUUGCCUUUGAAGUGGCUCCUGAAUAUCAUCAGUCUUGUAAUCCUUUUUUAAUGGAUCAGUGAGUAGGACAGUAGUUCAGCAAAAUGAUCAAUGCGACAGACUUUCUCACCUCAUGUCUCCUUGUGUUUUGCUUGAAUGCAUUGAAAAAUGGAUGAUUUAUUUAGGAAAUGCAACAGUGAUAGUGUAAACGUGAAAGGCUGAUGGCAAACGUUUGCGUUAUCAGUCUGCUUCCAUCAAUCCAGCUGUAAACCCCUAACCUCCCUUAUCUCGGCUUCUUUUCCUCUUCUUUCCCUUUCUAUCUCGCUCUUUCCUGAGCUUUGUAAUUUUAGUGUCUUUCCCCUCUGCCCUCCUUUUUAACUUAAGGCAAUAGGUGGUGAAGGGCAGGAAUGCAUCCGAGGGACUGUAAGGAUUUAUCACACUAAGGUGUGAGGGCUGCUGCCUGCGCUUCUGUGCCUGGAGAUGUAGCAGUUUAGUGCCAACAGCAUUCCCACCAUGAAGGCAAUACAGAAUUUUAUUGCUUUUCAGUUUGAUUCUGUAGACCACAUACCCUGCAGCUGCAGGCAAAGGCAGAGAGGGGUCAGGGACAGAGGGUAAAGUAGGUUGUGUAUCAGUGUGUUUGUGUUUGUGUGUGUGUGUGUUUUCAGUGUGAGAAUUGUGUAAGAACAGUUAUGUAACAUAAGCAGAAUACAAAGAAUAAUCACAGUUUAUCUCCAUCUUUUUUUAUCUAUCUAUUCGUAUGCCACACAAACAUGCUUUCUGUUUCUUGCACACUCCCCCUCUCUCUCUCUCUCUCCACUCUUGCUCUCCCUCACCCUCUCUCCCCUCCCAUUCCUUCUCUUUCCACUCCUCUCUCUCUUUCUCCCUCUCCCUUCCUCUUGCUCUGCCUCUCAGGUUACGAUGACUGGGGGUUUUCUUGCUCCCAUCUCGUAGUGUGUCCGUGUAUGUGCGUGUGACUGCAUGCGUGCGUGUGUGUCUCCCUCAGCGCUGAGCUGUGUCCUUGUCCCUGCCUCCUGGCAGCAAGGAGCCACCCAGCAGCCGGUCUGUGAUUGGGCAGGGGAGUGGGGUUCUUGACACAGCGCGGUGCUGACUGCUCCGGGACGUGUUUCAACAGAUGGUCGAGGUUAGAGAGUGUCAUCACAUCGGAGAGAGGAUUAGAGGAGAGAGGUUGUCUUCCAGGAGCUGUGUGGUCCCCCUUACUCUUCAACCUAAAGUCCCUGCACCAAGACACAAACCCCUCUAUGAGCGGAGGGAGAGCAGCUCAAGAAACGCGAGACGCAAACACAGAGAGGAAUCCUAGCCUUGCCUCUCACUCACUCGACCGGCACUCUGCUCUCCUACCUUUCAGGUACUUAACAACUUUCUUACUAUCUUUAUUUUGAUUUUGCUGUUUUACCUCUGUGUUGCACUUCUCCUCCACUGCCUCUCAGUUUGCACAGUUUACAGUAAAAUUCUGAUGCAGCAGGGAGUCAGUCAGGAGUGGGAGUCUACAAGUGCAGUAAAUCUGUGCUGUCUGUACAGCAGCUCUGUGUGCGCUGGACUUCAUAGUUUUCCCCCUGAAUGACAGGAAUUCCCUCCGUCGCAAAUUCCUUAGUCUCAGGGGAUUAGAAGGCAGCACAUUCCAUUAAUGUCAUUUUUCCCCGAAUCCAUAAGCAGCCAUCUGUUAAUUUCAAGCUCUCUGAAUGCAGGCUGUUUGAGAGGGGAAGGAACCAACCAGCUUGCUAUUAUUUAGAAAGGUAUGCUGCAUAAUGAGUUAUGUCAGUUGGAGCAUCAUACGAGUUAUAUAAUCUGCAUGACUAAAAUAUUCAGUUUGUAUUCCUGUUUCUCUCUCCUGAAUGAUUCAUUUCUGUACUAAGUAAAGACAGACUUUCCUUUAUCUAUCUCUCAGCUGUUACAGUUGGAAAGUCAAGCACAUUUUUAUCUACAUUCCCAAAAGUUAAUGUGGCAGUUUAUAUUCCCUCACUUCAGCCCAGAUAUGUUUUCAUAAAUCUUAUUCGGAGUGCACUUCUGGCAGUGUGUGUCAGUUUCGCUAAAUGGAUGGGCUGCUGAAGAGCGCUUUCCGGACAAACUGUCAGGGCCCAGCAGAGAGGCAGAGACUCAGAUUGUACACCUCACUUCAGCCAUUUAACUCCAGUCAAGUGAGAAGGGAAACUUGCCAGUGAGGUGGGCUAUAUGAUGUUUAGCGUUUAUACUCAGCUUAAGGCACUGUGCGUGUAUGUAUGUGUGUUUCUGUAUGUGUGUAUAUGAGGUGUUUUGCAAAGGAGAUUGUGCAGCUGUGAGAGGCAGUGUGGACAGCAACCGGGCUGAGAGAAGAGGAGGUUGUAUGGGUGAAAGCUGCUGUUGUGUGGGUUUAUGUUUACCUUGGUAAACCAGCCGUAGCUACACUUCCUGCUUGUUACUUGAAGUAUUUAACACAACCACCAAUAGACUGUGAUAACUUAUGCUUUAAGGCGGGUGGAGAUUUAGGUACAGAAGUGAGGCAUUAGGGAAGGUCAGUGAAACAGCUGAGCGGUAGAAGGUGAUAGACAUCUAAUUUAAGAUUCUGCAACAGUUUGAGAAAGUCAGAUAAAGUGACAUAUCUGUACGUAACAGCCUAACUUCAUUUGCAAAGUACAUUUUGAAUUCUGAAUUUUGUUUCUCUUCAAAUCAAUUUUCCUGUUUCCAGUUAGCUUGAUAUCAGAGUUCUUCUAUUCUAGAGACAAAUGCAGGACUCUGUUCUUUAUCAUGUAUAGAAUAAAAGUUUUCCUCUUCUCUGCUAGUCCACUGAAAGUAGUUUUUCUAAAUGGCACAAAAAUGCUGUGGUUUCCAUCACAGCAGCUUGUUUGUACCAGGCACAAUUAGGAGUCAGACUGGCUUACGUUUCAAAACAUAUGACCGUGCCAAUUUGUAUUACUGAAUUGGAAAGCUGGAGUAAUAUGAUGAGGUCUGCCCCCAAACUUUCUCUAUCGACGAGACCGAUCCAUAAAUCUCUCCUUCCUUACACUUUGGUUUGACCCAGGAGUUUUCAGGUUCAGUUUCUGAUUACCUCACCUGGAGCACUGCAAACCAGCUUUGGGGCGUUUUUUUUUUUUUUUUUUUUAAGAUUUUAGUGCUGACUGCCAGCUCAGAGGAGAAGGGAGAUCCCUUAAACAGUUUAGCUUCACUGUGCUACAAACAAGAGCAUGAGCAGCUGCUGCAAAUAAUUAGGUUUGGGGGGCUAGACGCUUGCCAAGACAAACGUUGUUCCAGUAGCAGCUCUGCCAUCGUUUGAAUCUGCUUUGGUGUGCGUGUGUGAAGGCGAGCGGUGAAGUCAUUCAGCCUUCUGAUAAACAUGAUGAGUGAGUGAGUGUAAAGGAAGAGGUAGGAUCUGUGCUUUUAAUAGCUGUCCAAUAUAUGUUGUAUGUGUUCUCUCAAAAUGCCAACCACAAUGAAUCAGAGACUUCCCAGACAUUUUGUGUGACUUCUUAUGAGCUGCCUGAUGAACAAGGUUGAAGGCAUUCAGGGCAGCGUUAUCGUAUCCACAAAUGGAAAGGAUGUGAACUGUUCCGGUUGGUGCUUUUUCUGUAAAAGUAGUGAUUCAUUAGGGUGUUUGUGCGGUGAAUGUUGUACCUUUUCCAUGUGUUCAGUUUCAGAAAUUCGAAAUUAAAAAAAAAGAGCCUACCAUCUUUCCCUUUCUCUAAAUCUACAUCUAGCUGAGUCAUGCUCUGUUUUAUCUUGGCCCUUCAAAUCUUUUAUAAUUGCUUUAUUCUUUAGGUUUGAGCAAACAAAGACUUGCAGAUGGUCGAAUCAAACGAAUCAGUCAAAAGAAUAACACUGCAGUAAUCCUUUAACUAACUUACUCUGCGUCUGUGAUUCUAGAGACCAGAGGAUUGCCAGUUUCUUGCUUUUUUAUCUGUCUGACUGUCUAGCAUCUCUUUCUGUAUUUUCCAUAGUUUGUGUGUGUCCUCUUGUGUGUGAGCACGAUAAGAAAAGAUUUCCUAAACCGCCCUCUCCUCCAACGCUUGUUUAUCUCUCCAGCUUAAUGAUAGUGUUCCUCACACUCGCCUGAUUGCAUAGUAGCGCCAGAGUCGAUUGCACAGACCUAUCGCUGCAAAUGACCGGUAUUUGAACAGUGUGCAUUUGGCAUGCUUUUAUUUGUGUGGGAUCUAGAAAGGCUAUCUUUAGAUGAGUCAGCCACUUUCUCACUUCCUUUGUUGUCCUCGCUGAUCAAACACUUCCACUGAGUUUCAUUGCACCAACAUGCAGCUUUCAAACGUGUCCUUGACUUUAGAGUGCAUAUCUCCAGGGAAAUGGGCCUUAUAUAUCUGGAUGCACACAAACCUGCUGCAUUUAUCUAUUUUGGGGUGUCGGGUGGCUCACAAUAGCACCCCUAUGUGUUUGUUCAGCCCCUCAUUUGAGCCCUGAAGGUCAGGGCAUGCAAACAUCACAUUCAGCUCAUCUUUGGUGGGAAUGCCUAAUCCCCCGCUCUUAGCUGUAGUACUUGCACAUGUUGCAGAGAGCAGCAAACUACAUUUAUACGCAAUACUUAACUUAUUUUGUCCAGCAUUGUUUCUCUUUUCUUUGCCUUGAGUCUCUACCUUGAUGAGUAGUUAGAAAGAAAAGAUGUGUUUUGAGAAGAAAAGGCUUUGUAAAGCCAGUAAUGACCUCUGACCAGGUUCUUGUAAUUUUCUCCUGAGAAUGAAUAGAGGGUUGAAGAUGUGGGACUGCUUUUAGGCUUUAUUCAUUACAGCACAUUUUGGCCACUAAGUGAGAGAAAGAGGAUUUUAAUGCUUCUUCUGAGAUGUCCAGAGCUUCUUUUGUUUAAAUGUCACUGCAUGUGGAUGCAGCAUGGGCUUAAGAGGGAGAAAGAGAAAGCUGGGUCAAGAGAGACACAGAGGGCAAAGUGGAAGAGGGAUAAAGUAGAAGAGGCCAAGAUAAGACAGAGGGAGGUGUGAACAUGUGAUAAAGAAGGGGACCAAAGAAGUGGUCUGAAGUGGACACAAAGAUUCAGCGAUCGAAGGCUGGCCCUUCUGCACACGGUCUUGGUUGUUACUCACACGUGCUCGCAUUCAAAACACAUGGACACAAACAUAAUCUUCUGGUGACACAGGCAUGUACAAAAGAGAAACAGAGUAAAACGUGUACACACAUACACAUCAUGGUCCAGCUUACCCCCUUCGUCCUCCACCCCCUAGAGGGCUGCACUGUCCCUGCUUUGUCAUCUCUCUUGUCCAAUAAUCCCCUCCCCAGGGAGAAGCAAUCUGUUUUAGAUUUGAAAGAGAAAGGGCCCUGCCUGUAUCACGUACAAUUAAGCAGCCGUCAGAAUGCGUCGGCCUAAGUUUGGAGGGAGAAGUGCUGCCACUGGGGGGUUGUCCCUUUCAUCCGCCGCCUUUCCAGAAUGGAGAUAAUAGGGUGGGAGGGUUGGAGGGACGGGAAUGGAGGGGGACAGAGGGAAUGAAUACAUUUCCUCACCCCUCCAUCCCGCUCCACAGCUCGACUAAUAGAAGCCAGCAUGCGUUUGUUUCAGCUCUUCUGCUCCUUUUCUUCCCUUCUCCCCUGGAGCGGGCAAACACAUUCAGCUCCUGCCAGUGCGCCCCUCUUCUGCCCGUGUGCGUCUGUGUGUGUGUGUGUGUGUGUGUGUGUAUGUGUGUGUGUGUGUGUGUGUGUGUGUGUGUGUGUGUGUGUGUGUGUGUGUGUGUGCACAAACACUUGUAUGUGUGGACUUGGCCAUGUGCUACUGGUAGCCUCUGGUCUUGUUUGCCCUCGCUUGAACACUUAACUGCUUCACUAUGAAGAUGCAGACUGGUUGGAUAUUUCGAGCAGCUGAAAAAUUGAAGGUUGAGCAACUUUGUUUAAACUGACAAGGUCCAGCAUUGCAUGACAGCAUUAUCCCUGCUUUGCUUUUCUUGAACCGCCUGUGGCAAGUUCAGCCGAGUUUGGCUGGUGUCUCUCAAACACGCUGGGAUGAUGUGUCGACUGCAUUCCUUCAGCUUUGGCUCAGACGUAGAGUCAUGGAAGGAUUUGGAGCAGUAAGCUUCCUGUUUUCUGCUUUGUAAGCUAAUUAUAUCUUAAGAUGAUAACCUAAUUUAGAUAUUGUACAAUGCAAGAAGAUCAAGAUUUUAUGCCAGGCAGGAUAAAGUUAAUUAAAUCACAAAUGACGUUACUGCAUGCUUUGGAGAAGCCACACACAGAGCCAGAGGCAAUGGAAAGGAGAGCUCCCCUGUGUACAAAUUACAGGUUACGUGUCUGUCUGCGUUGAAGUCUGACUGAUUCUUUCUGACUGUUUCAGUGAAUGACUGGUGCUCAUACAGAGUGAACCAUAUCCAAAUACAUAUGCUGCCAUGCCCAAAGGGAUUGGGCAGAGGAGAGUGCUGAACAGGCACAGGUGCAAUCGGACGAAUGCGUUUUAUGAGCGGUAUCAUGUUGGUGCGCUACAGCCACAGAGAGGUUUGUUUAUGGCGUCCAGGGUCACGCAGGCUGGUUCUCAUGCUCUAUGUUUGUCUACAGUUCCCGGAGAAUAUGCCUACACAUGUUCCACAUUUUAGGGGUGUUUGGUUUCAUGCGCCAGCAGCAGUACUGCACUGCUGACUGAGCUGCCGCUACCAGGUCAUACUGAGGAAUCUGCCUUUUGUGUUGAUCGCCUCUUGGAAAUGGUGUGGGUCUUUUUUUUUUUUUUUAAAGUAAAGGGGGGCGUGACUGAAUUGUGUGCUGAAUGGUUGUUCCCAUUUUUUACUCAUAUGUGGGUUAUCUGCAGAGAUGGACACAGUUAAUGAAAAAAUGAACUCUGUGAACUGUUCUUUGGCAAACACAGAUGUUAACUUAAAUGACAGUUAAUUAUAAAUUCAUUAUGUUAGAUAUUAACAGACGUUAUCAUUAUUGUUAAACUUCAAACCUGUUAAAAGUCCAAUGGUCCCAUCGAUCCAAAUCCAGUAAAGAUAUAUGAUCUUAAUCUCUCCGCUUCAAAUCUACAAAGGCCAUAUGCUCUCGCUCUAGUUGUCCGCGAUCCAUCUAAUCAUAUGAGAGCAAGGUCUGGAUCUCUCCUCUUAUUCAGCUAAACAACCUCAGUCUUAAUGCUCCCAAUGACUCUUUUAGUGAUCCAGAUCCUUAAGCUCACCAAGAACCACCUCUUUUGGUAUCAAAACAGCUUUUAUUAGUGUCGUCCAUGCUCAAGAGCUGGCUUUUUAGAGCUGCAUUGAUCGGGAUCGAAUCAUAACUAGACCCUCCAGCUCUACACGAAUGUCUGCUGCCACAGAGCUUCAAUUCCGCAGUGAGGUCAGGUAAUGUGGAAGUGAUGGUGUUAAAGACAACUGAAUUUGACAGAAGUUAAAGGUUUUCCUUAAACCCCAUAUUUUAAACUCUAAUUUUAAAAUCGACACAGAUAAUUAAUAAUAAUUGAUCUCUGGUUAUCUGGCUUUACAGGCCAUAAGAACACCCUGUCCAUGUGAAUUCAGCAUUAUAUUGGUCACUCUUCUUCUAUCUAUCCACUAGAAAGAAUCAAUAGCAAUAGCACUUUGGAAGUAUCAUAAUGGAGGUAGAAAUUUCAGUGGUUGACUUAGCUUUACCAUCUCUAUUAACAACAGUGCAUUCAUAAGGUGAACUUUUAAAGGGGGUCUAUGUGACUCAUUCAGUUUUGUUUAAACUGCUUAUCUUUACUGACAGACCAGAGGGGUUUUUCAUCUUGUAUUUAUAUUCAUUUCAGCUGCUUACACUCAUCUCAUUGUCUGUCUGUUUGAAAUUAUGUCUUGGAAGUGAUGUUUCAAGGCUUAAUUUUUCCCAGAAGAGCAGCGCUCGUAGAGUUUGAAAGCAGGAUGUUCUGUUUACCUUUCUUUUUUUCUUUUUUGCUGCCAAGCACAACACUGUCUGUAUUGAAUUAAACAUGAUUAUCUUCUGUCUAUAUAAUAAGGAAAGAGGACUCUAUUUUUACUCUAAAGGGUUGGAUGGGAAAAAUUGAAGCAGAAUUUGCCGUAUAGAACAUUUUCCUCAUUAUCCUAGCUUGUGAUGAAAAAGUAUCUCAGCAUUAUGAUGCUUUGCUUGUGUGUGUCUCUUUGUCUGAUGUCAGGCUUUACCCUCCAUUUCUAUCCCAGUUUUGAGGUCUGAGGUCAGUUUGAGACUUUGUAAAGUUUGCAUGCUGUUGCUACUGCACUGCUCUGUGUAAAACAACACAACUAUAAAAGAGAUUUAUCCCACACCAUCACCCCUCAUCAAACAACAUCACAGUCUACCACAGUGUCUCAUUCUGUCACUGCACAGAGCUUUUUGCUCAACAAAGUAUUUUUCAUUCACACAUUUUAAUCUCUGAUUUCUUUUCCUUGUCUGUCUCUCCAUCUUUCCCUCAUGCCACCAUGCAGCUGAUUUUAUGGAAAAGACAUCCAUCUCUAUUCUUGACAAUUACCUCAGUGGAAACCCAUUAAAGCAAUUUGCCACAGCUCUCUUUUGUGGGAAUGGGAAUAAUUUAUCUUUGGUAUAUUUGAAGAGUCAAAGAGACAAGAAAGCCACCCGUGAGUGAGCAAUAUGUUCUACCGCCUCUUACUCUGGAGCUCCUGCAGCCUGAUAGUGUGUUUUUGAUGGGAGUGUGGGUUUUGACAAGAGAGAGUAGGCUGGAGGAGGAAUAUAAAUGAAUUUUAUUCAUCUGAGGUCGUCUAUCGCAAAUGGUUUCCAUUCAUGGUUUUGAAUAGAUUUAACUAGAGAGCACUGGCUUUAGGCCCAUAUCACAAAACUGUGGCUGCUGAUCCUCUAAUUGUGAUUCCAUGUUUAGAUAUCACACUAUAAAUCAGAUAAGUGGUUCAGCUUUCAUUCAGUCUCUUCCUCCUCUUUCUUCCUCUUACCCUUUUCCUCACCCUUUUAAGUAGUAAAACUGCUUUUCCACUUGUACAGUUGGCCCUCACUUGAAAAGCAAACCUAAAAAAGACAUGUACAUCCUCUAGAAAGUUCAGAAAAUCAUUCAGGGUCGUGCGGUUUCUCCGUGCAUCUGUGUUGUAUUGAUAUCACAGGUUUAUAAAAGAAAAUCAAAUGAAUGCAUCGCUGUUGCCCUCAAAAUCUGAAGAGAGAAGCAUAACCCGCCUUUACAGAUUUCUCCAUCUGGGUUCUGAACUAAGUACCAACUUAAACUAAAGGACACUUACCUUAUCUAUUGACCCUGAAGCCCCAGACUAGCUCAGAAAUACAGCCUACUUCAAAGGGUAUCCUUAGCUUGGACUCUGAAUACUCAAAUGCAGUUCACCCUCAGGACAGGAACACACAUACACAAAGACAAAUAAAUACAGGCAGCUUUUGCCAUUUCUGAAAUGACCUUGUGUAUUUUUUAAUCAUUUUCCUCUUAGAGUCCUCACUGCCCCCUCAUGGUUUCCAGACCACUUGGUGGUCCACAAGCUAUUCCUACUUUGAAGUCUUUUGGACCAGGAUUCAUUUAAUUAUACAUUAAGAUGCAUCCAUAAUAUUGAUGGGGUAGCCCGGCAGCCUUAGCACUACAAAGGAUCUCUUACUGGGGUCGAAAGAAACAUGAGGGGUUCCACUAAUAGCCGUGCACGCACUCGCUCCAGGUUCACAUUUCACUGAAUCGAGGCCAUUCUUCUUCAUUAAAGUGGCCUGCAUUGUACCCAAACACACCGCAUACCAGGGAUGGGAAUCAUUCCUUGCUGCAAAAUCUGAACUUCGAUAGUCGUAACAUGGAUGAAAUGAAGAUUCUGGAUGUGCCUGUUGAGGUAAGGAGCUGUGUAGCUGUAAACACGUUGAUACAAAGAGCCAGUGAUCACCCUUCCCUGCCUUGCACUUCUCUUUUUUCACUGGAAUUUUUUCAGAGAUCCUCCACCAAUCUGGGCAUUCUGGUCAAACAAAUCCAUGAAGUUAAGAGUCUAAAAACACCAAGGUCUGAGCAUUUUCCAAGUGCGUUCCCACGGCCAAGUGGGUGCACCGGGACAGAGCUCUCCUUCAGUCUGCUUGGUGCGACUGACGGGCCAGUCUUGGUGGGUAAAGUCUGCAGCCCUUGGCCUGGCGAGCAGAGCAGUUCCUGACACAGGCCCUUCUCAGUGCAAAACCCCUUGUCAGCCCUUGUGGCAGUUCACCAGCUGAAUUCCCAUGGAUCACAGAAAUAUUUGGACAAACCCUAAUCUAAGGCCCUGAAAUGAUCAUUUUCCCCAUAUGAAAUAGGGAAGGGGAGCAGUUAGUGUUACUUACCUUCUUCUGCUGUCUUGGAGAUAACCUUACAAACACAUUGAAGUACUUUAUUCUUCUUUUUACCUUUAUUGUAGUUUGUCUUUUAUAGUUUUCUCAUGGUUCAUGUUAGGGCGAAGUCCGUACACUAAAUCGUGACAAUGCAGAAGGGCUGUUACCACCAUAUCCAGCCAUAAAUCCUUUAGAAGGACAGAACAACCUGCAGAUUUCAAAAAACGCCAGCGGACUUCAAUUAGUUUUUCUUUGCUGUUGUUCUUCUGUGGCUUGGCUGCAGAAUAGAGGGGGAGCAAGAGAGAAAAGACAGGGAUAGGAAAGGACUUGAGGCACUGCACAAUAGCCACUGUCUUUAAAAGUAAGACCCUUUAUGAAUGACUGAUUUAUCGUUGUACAGCUUAGCAUCUGUUUUGGGUUCGACUUGCAUUUUGAAGUGGGAGGGUAAACCUCUUCACCUCCAAACUCUUUAUGUUAACAUAAAGUCUGUAGGUGGACAUGCAUUAGAAGACAAAUACACAAGGAUUCAUGGCUAUCACUCAGCGUGCUUGUUACUGAGAAAGUUCUGUCUCCACCGAGCGUCUGCUGUUUUUCAGUGACAGAUGAUAAAUGCACGGGCUGCCUCUGCUGACUGAACAGAACCUGAGCCAGAUGCAGCCUGUUGGCCAUUGCUGAAAUGAAUAUGCUGGCCAAUCACAAGCAGCCUUUUACGAGACCUUUGUUAUUUUCAUACCUCUGCACAAGACCCCCUCCAAUCAAUUUUUUUUCCUCUUCCCUCAGAGUUUCCCCUCUUAACCUCAGUGUGUGGGUAGCCUCAGGUUGCUGAGGUUAGGUUAAACAAGCCACCAUCAAAGCCAUAUUACCACUCGGGUCAGAGGAGGGUCAGGGUGCAGCGGGGUGUGUGGUUUGAGGCCCUAACUGGAGGGCACAACUGCCAACCAGCCAAAUAGUGCUGCCCUGGAUGGUUACACAAGCAGCAACUCUAUUAUGUUCAGCUUUACUUGGUGCACAAAGCGCAGCUGUCUGUGCAGCCGUACCAAAUCACUGAGCAGUGCUGCAUGUGCCAAAGGAGGGUAAGUGAAAGAGUUCUCUGCAAGUAAAGUAAGAAAAAAAAAAGUUACUUUCAUGAAAGUGAAGAUUAGGAGGGUGUUGAGGUGUGCUAAACAUCCCUGGUGUUGAUGGCCAUUAAUCUGAAAAUUACACAUCUUUUAUGUAUCUGGCAGCUGCGUGUCUCUGAACUCCACAGUGAUCUUUUUGUUCCAGUCCUUUGAACCCCUGGGCAUUUAACGUUCCUCACAUCCCUCCCCAAUAUUCCUCCCCCAGCUUAACCAUGAUGAGUACAGUAAAGGCUCAUUUAAAGGGUCAUUAGUGCUAAUCCUCCAAAACAAUGAGGAAGGAGAAACAAUGUUCUCUCUGGUUCUCCAGGGACUUUAUCCAAGAAUAAAGACCUCUUGUCUGCUCCACAGAUGUAUUGAAGGAACCUGUUGCACUCAUAUCACACUGGAUGACAUAAAUAAAUGACUCAUUCAAAAAAAGGGUCUGCAAAAAUUGCCACUAACAAACUUCUUAUGGGGGAUUUCUUAGGGUCAUUGAAACUGUCUAUAUACUUCAUCUCAGAUUUGAAGGCAAAUAAACACCUAGAUUUCUGAUUGUAUACCAUUUUCCUCCGAUAUAUACCGUCUGUGUAGCAUCUUUAGUUUACGUCUUGCGGUGCUAAGAAUUAAAAGCACUGAUCUGUGUCUCAGGGGUAAAAGUCAGAGACUGUAUAUAAAAUGGACAGCGUCUGCCUCCUUGCUGGGUGAAGCCACUCCGAGAACAGCACCCUCUGUUGAUGGGCUGCAGUACAGGUCAUAAAUCCCGCCUCUGCCAGCAGAGCUUGUGGAGCUGUGGACAAACUUUAGAAAUUUAUUACGCAGAAUAGAAAUUUUUCUCCCCCCUGGUUGCGAUGUUGACAUGUCGUUACAGUAAGACUGGUUUGUGCUCAAGUCCUCUUUUUUCUGUGAAGCUUCGUUUUUAAAAGUUAUUGGGGGGUUCAUGUUUUCUCUGAUUGACACCUGAUACAGCCUAUUGGUGUUAAGGGAUUGCGUAGCUCUCUCGGGGGAUACGCUGUUUGAGCCAAGCGUCAUCACAGCGACUCUGCCGCUGAAUCCGCACAACGCUGCUACGCAGUGCUGGUUUCAGGAAAUUAAGAAAAAAACGCGGAAAUACCGAGAGCUUUUUGGCUUCAAAUCCGUAUACUGGCGGGAGGCGGAACCAAGUUGUCCAUAGUUUAUACAGUCUAUGGUAAAAGUCCACAAACUCCAGUUUCUAUACAGCUAUGUUGCUCUCCAGUACCAUCUUUCCUUGCAUGUAAAAUUUGUAAUCCUGCUAUCUGUACUCAAAUUUGGUAACUUAGAUAGUUGAAGGGUACAAACAGACCCACUGCCUUGCAACUUAUUCGCAUAUAGUCAUGCCACACAGUCACUUGUCCUGCACUGGGGAGUCUUUUCAAUCGAACCUGUGCUCCACACAGUUUAUUUAUUCAGUAGGUCAAAAAUGUUUGUACUCUAAAGAGCGUUCACCUUCAGAUGUACUGCUGUCAAAUGACCCUCAUGUAGAAACGUUUGGCAGACAGAGAGCUGGUAGAAACAGCUCUGGCCAUGAAUGAACUUCGGAUGACCUUGUGAGGAAAGUGGAUCAGGAAAAAUGAAGUUAGGAUGAGAGGUGACCUAAAGGACAGGGGGAGGUCCGCCCUCGUCAUGGCAGCAGCUGUGCUCUUCAGUUUGAGCCGGAAUCCCAUUGGUUGUCGUGUGUGGCACUUAAUUAGCCCUGCCAUCUCAGUCGUUUCAGACAGUGUAGCUAUUGAUACCAGUAUAACUAACAGCAUCAGCACCACAAGGUUUGUAUCAGAUUUCACAAUGAGCCUUCUUGUGUGUUUUCUCACUUCUCUCAGUUGCAUGAAGAGGCUAUUGCUGGGAGCCAUUGGCAUGUAAAAUUGAAUUUGUGCUGGGUGCUAACAUUACACUGGUUGGCUACUAGCUUACAGUUGAUUUCAAGUCUUCCCCUCCUGCAGAAAUAGAGACGUCAGUUUUGUCUAGAUCUGGGUUGUGCCUAUUGUUUCUGGGAAGCGUUCCCAUUCCUGUAGGAGGACCUCGACCCUCACGGCAGGAGAACGUGUUUUUUUUUUGUGGGAGAAAGCCUCUGUGUGUGAGUGUCUUAUGAGUUCCUGUGUGUCACCAUAUGUUUGUACUGUAGUUUGUGUUGUGUGAGGUUUUGUGCACUCUGCCACCCUACGCUGGAGGGGUGUUUGUCCAAACAGCGCCAAUGUUUGCACAGGGCUGUCACGAUGACUGGGCUGGCUGGCUCAGACACUGCUCAUCUGAAAUGCAGGACAAACCAAAGUGCUCUUAAAUCUCUGCCUGAAGCUACACUGGAGACAGCAUCUAUCUAGAGUAAAACCAGAUAAACAGUUCAGCACAAGAUAAAGAACAACACAUACCUUUGAACCAUUUGAAUUACAGGUAGGAGUUGAUUAGUUGUAGUUGUGUUUUCCUGCUUACAUCCAUCUGCUUUAUGAGAAAAGGAUUUUACAGAUAGUUUGUGUAAGUGUGUGUUACAGUUAUAAAACUACAUAAAGCUAGGUUUUAGUGGGCUGGUUUAGCUCAGCGCUUAGUCAUGAACCCCAGUCCUCGAAGGGGGCAGCUUCUCUGCAUGCCAUUCCCUAUUCUCUUCCCCCAGUUUCCCACUCCGUCUAUUGUCCUCCCUAAAUAAGGCAAAAAACCCAACAAUAAAACCCUAAUCAAAUCUAGAUUUUAUGUAUUUUUCUUUUGUAUGCAACUCAUAAAUACACAAUAUUUAUGCAAAGACCAACACAGCGUGUCAUCAUGUUAGAAAAAUAAUCCAGAUUUUCCAUUUUGAAAGACUUUUUAAAAGUAGAGCCUGACUGGUUUCUCUUUUUGCAGUUACUAUCAGGCAUAAAGUGUCCCUCGGUACGCAGCUUCUGCUCUGCAUUAGGAGUGGUUGAACAAACAGAAUCAGGUACAAUGUUCUCACCUAACUUAGAGAAAAGAUGCCUCCUUGUUGCUUUUCAAACUUGUAUAAAAUUUGCAUAGAAGAUGUUUUUUUAUUCCAGCAUCAGCCUCCAUAUCUAUUCUGGUUGCCCUUUGAGAAUCAUCAUCAAUCUGAAAAUUCUCACACUAGAUUGAACUGAUUUUCAGAGUUCCUCCAUUAUGAGUCAGAUGACAUAAAUGAUGACUUAAUUAAGGUGUUGCUUACACUCCUCGCCAAUUGGUGUCGGCCCCUUUGUGGAAGUAAGUGUCGAGGUGGAGCCGCUCAGCUGGGUUUGUCUGGCUCAGGUGUCAUGAACCUGUCAUUUGUUUUCAGGCCAUUAACUGAGAAUAGAGAACGGUAUGGUGUCACCCUGCAGGGUGGUUACUGCCCAUAAGGCCCUUUUUCACAGGCAGUGAUGGAGCACUUAUUGUAACAGCAUCAUUGUCCUCUGAGCCAUUCUGCCACCGCAAUGCCGUCCAGGUGAGCUUCAAUGAUACAAAGGAUUUUUAUAUAUGCGUUAGGAGUUGUGAUCUUUCUGUGUUGGAUACAAACAUUUUAAAUAAUGUCCAUCUUCUACUGUCAGGGCUCAGGCUAAGUACCAGUAUACAUUUCAUACUGGCCCCUGCUUUUUAGGAAAAAAUGAUUUGCAGGCUGUUUGUGACCAACCAUGACUUUGUAAGUGAGCAAGAGGCUGCAAAGUGGUGCAAUGACUCAGUGGUACGCUGUGAUUGGCGACAGUGGCACUGAGGUUAAUGUAGCAGAACCUUCUCUCCGCCUCUUGUGCCCCCUAACCCCCUCCCCCCUAGUGUGGUCCCAUCCUCCCUACCGGCUCACUGUCACGCUUGACUCAACAGGGGGUGACUUUUGAGUGACAGGUGGAAGGUGGACCAUGAUUGGCUGACACAGGAGAGUGGCUGUGGGUGUUCGAGUGCAGGCAGCCAAUGGCACAGACUUGGCACGGUUAGCUGAACAACAGCUCUCCAGUAGUGAUAGAGAGUUUCCGAGUGUGAGUGUGUGUGUUAUCUGAUACAGAGGGAGAGAGUGAAAAACACAAGAAAAAGUGCUGGGAUAACAGAAGAAGAGAGAGGAGAGAAAAUGAGACUUAAAGGAUUCUCUGAGGUGAGAUCAGUGUUUCUAGAUCUUUGCUUUUCUUACGUUUUAAAUGGUUUGAUGAGUUGCUGUGAUUUUUCGGUUCUGGUCAGGAGAGAUGAUGUUGAGGGAUUUAGUUUCCAGGGGGAGAGUAUUUAUGGGGUUUCAGUCAGGAUGCAACACAUGUUUGAACUGUUGGGUAAGUUUUCCGCGGUGGACCAUCAAGGGCUUAAGUGCGGAAGACUCUUUUUUGGCUCCUCUGUUUAUAUAUAAACUGUUGUGUUUGAGUGUGAUUUGUGACCAGAUGCACCAAGUGUUUCUGAAGUGAAGAGGCUUCGAAGUUUCAGGAGGAAACUAAGAUUACACAGACUGUAUUUCUAGAAACUUAACACAGUCUCCUUUUUUUACUGUUUUUAGAAAGAUCUCCUUUUUUUUCCUGUGUUCCUUGUUGUAAUAUAUCCAUGUAAUUUCUCCUCCUGUCUCCUCACAGCGAGCCACAGCUGAGGGAGCUGCACGGGUGUGAGUGAGUGGCCUGGCUGGACCUCUUCUCCCAGCUGUCCCUAAUCCUGCCACCUACCCAGCCAAUCUCUCGUCGUCUGGAGCACCAUGCUGGUGCACUGGCUGGCUUGGAUGGUCCUGUUGUCUCUGGACUGGACUCCAGGCAGCUGGGCCUUCAUUACCACAAGGGCACAAGGGCUGAGGGGUCGCAUCCAGAGAGACCGUAGAAACAUCCGGCCAAACAUUAUCCUCAUCAUGACGGACGACCAGGAUGUGGAGCUGGGUAAGGCUGGCACACUUCCUGGUCUCCUUUGAAUCCUUUGAACCCUUUUUUUUCAGGCGCCUUUCUGCUUUUUUUUUUUAUAAAAGAAAAAAAACAUACUGAGUUAGUUUCUCUUCUUUCUGUGAGACUGCCUCAUUCCCACAUUGUUUUAAUCAAUUUCUUUGUCUUUAUGGGCAUUUGCAUAGGAUUUAUGAGGCCUUUCUCACCACAUGAAAUAUUAAACAGUGGCCAUAAGCCAAAGCUGGAUGGCCAUCUGGCCUAUUAACAUCUGAAUUAUAAUUAAUUACCUCUAAGUGAACUCAGAAGAAAAGGUCAAGUCAUACAAACAAUCAGAACUGUCUUUAUCCACAUGAAAUUCAACUCUAUAUUCUUUUGUUGGAGAUUAAUUUGAAAAAAAAAAAACUCUGACACUUGACCCCCAAACCUUUUCCUUCAGGUUCAUUACAGGUGAUGAAUAAAACCCGUAAGAUCAUGGAAGAUGGAGGCACAACUUUCACCAAUGCCUUUGUCACCACACCCAUGUGCUGCCCAUCUCGUUCUUCCAUGUUGACUGGAAAGUACGUCCACAACCACAACACAUACACCAACAAUGAGAACUGCUCCUCCCCUUCCUGGCAGGCUCAGCAUGAGCCGCGCUCAUUCGCUGUCUAUCUCAACAACACUGGCUACAGGACAGGUGAGUAAACAAAGACAUGCUCUUAUGUUUAUAAGCACUGAAUCAAGGGCCUUUAUUAAGUCCACAAUGAAGAGAUUUUUUUUCCUUGUUUAAUAGGAACAAAUAACACAUUUAAAAGUCAGGGUUGGGUAUCAUGAGACUUUUUUUCCUCUAGGAUACUGCCAAUCACCAAGAACUCAAACAUCCUCCUGGCUUCUUCAUACUAGCUUAAUACAAAUUUAUACAGCAAGCUAAACUUGACUCUGCCCUGCCUGGCUGUCUGCUGUGAGAAAUGCAAACACAGUGAGUGUGCCAGGUCGCUGUCAUGUCGCCCUAGACAGUGUCUGUGUGAGUGAUGGGCAGGCGUUAGACUGGGCAGCUCAGUGGGGUCCUGUGGGCUGCAGCGUGGCCUGCGGUUUUCGAGCCGAUGCGUUAGCCUGCAAUUAGCCUGCUCUGGGACAGCCUGGCGUCCUGCCCAGCUUAUCCAAGAAAUCUCUGCAGAGGAGUCGGUAAAAUAGGAACGAGCCGAAAAAGUGAUGCGUCACACAGAGAAAAAGUCACAGAUGUACAAAAAUGGAGGUUUCCACGGGUUUAAGUUUAUGAAGGAAGAAUGAGAAGAUAAAUUAUGGAUCCUAUAAAUUUUUUUUUUUUUUUUAAAAGACAUUCUCCUUCUGCUGUCCUUCUCUUUUCUGCAGGCUUCUUUGGCAAGUACCUCAAUGAGUACAAUGGCAGCUACAUCCCACCUGGGUGGCGCGAAUGGGUUGGAUUGAUAAAGAAUUCCCGCUUCUAUAAUUAUACUGUCUGUCGGAAUGGUUACAAGGAAAAACAUGGUGCCGAUUAUGCAAAGGUAUGUGUUCCCAUCACUUCUAAAGAGAGACUAUUAACCCAAUCAUUCAUUUGUUUUCCCUUUAUGACCUAAUAUAAAGGCUUUGCCUGACAAAUUGCAGGUUCCUUUCCAGUUAUAAAUAUAGACAGUGAAGCACUUCACUUAUCAUGGUGUCGUGAUCCAGGCUGACAGGAAUUUUCAUUUGAGAAUUAGAGGGAAUGAGCUGUUCGAGGUGGCGUCUCCUCUCUCUGCCGCAUCCCUUUAUUAUGACGCACCUUACCUCAACAUUUAGACACUGUGAAGCUGAAGCAUAUUUAUAAGGAGGAAACUUUGUCCGUGAUAAAUACCACCCUUAGCUUGUUUUUGUCUGCGUCUGACUCCUUUUUCCUUUACUUUAAGUCAUGGGGAAUAUUUGCACUAUGAUAGCACAAUAAAAAAAGGGAGAGGAAACUUAACCACGGUCUGACUCUGGAGAUGAACACUGUGGUUACACUGUCUUUUUUGCGGCUGUGGAUGGCAUUAGCGAUCAGUCUUCCACAAAUGUUUUUGCAAGAGCUGUCAGGUUGUUUUUCGCAGCUCUAUGCCAAUAUCUUCCCAGGUAGCGUUUCUUUGGGUACAUGAGGAAUCCAUGAGGAGGGUUUGUAGUUUGGAUGCAUGUCAAGUUUCAAGAUGGUCUGCCCAAAAGACAGGCGAACAAAUGUUUGGGCUGCUAUUCCUCUGCCAACUUGGACUGAGGUGUAAAGUUACCCACAAGCUGAGGCCCAGGUGUUUACAUGACAUGGGCUUGGUCAGCAGAUUGUGGUUAGAAUCCAAAUGGACACUCUAUUUGCUAUUUACCACCAACAACCAUCAACCUGGGACCACUCAGACUCACACAGCUCCUCUUUUUAGACUCACAUGGGGUGAGAGGUUUAUGGUUAUCCACAUGUAGAGCCUCUGGCACACAGAGACAUUGUGAUUAGAUGAGGCACUCGCCCAGUGAUUUCAUUCAAUUAAGUCCCAUCUGAUUUUCCAUCUGUAGGAGGAUGAGUUCACUGAGGUUAAGGCCUUUGUCAAAGCCUUUUUUUGUGUGUGUGUCUAGGAGAAUGCAUUCAUACUCUUUUUUUUUUCUCUCUAAAUCUGUAACAACCAUCAUUAAGACAUUAUGCAUCCUGUUCAGCCAAUCCAAUUUGAUGCUGAAGUUUCAGUCCUAGCAGAGUUUCCAUCAUGAUCAGGAAGUUUGAAAUAACAUUUAAACCAAAAUCACCCUGCUUCUCUGACAGUCAAACCAUGUGAAUUUAAAAUGUCAGAAUCCAGAUUUCUACGAGUAAAUGUCAAUGGGAAAUCAGACCAUGUGUUAACGAGUUUGUAUUACGUGACUGCCACUCUGUAUUCACCAUCUCCAAAGGGUUGUGGGAAAAGUGAUACUCUUCACCUCCCUGACCAUUUCAGAGCUGUUGGCUAGGCAUUCCCCAUGACACUGUCACUUCCUUGCGACCUGCCAGAGCCUUAAGCAGCAUUGGCACAGAUUUCCUGAGAGCUGGUUAACACGGAGAAACAAGUAUGGCAUCGCUUUGCUGUGCCAUGUGCACGCAAUCACCAGCCUCCACUGGCAUCUGCAGCCGCCAGGUCAUUAAGGCUGUCCUGGCUAUAAAGCCUAAUAAUAGAGACAGGAUGAAUCAGCCAGACACACUUCUGACAUUUCAGGGAAAUCACCCUUUACCCUUUCAUUCUGAGCCUGGCACUCCCUUCCGUGUGUUGUAUGCCAGACAGCGGCAUGCCAAAACUGCAGGUAGAAUGGUUGGUCUACUGUUGGAAACUUGGCAAAUGCUUUUGUGAUUUCAGUUCAGGGUGUGUCGUCCUACUGUAUGUUUAAAAAAAAGAGUCUCCGCCACACCUAGAACAAAGGCUGUGAUAAAAUGUCAACGCCUGUGGCUUGUUUGAUGUGACAAUUUCACAUUUCCUGAGUUUAAGCUCUUUAAAGUAAGCAGUACUUUCGUUCAGUUCGCUGUGCUGCUGAAAUUUGAAAACAGAUCACUCAGGGUCUAUGAGACAUCCCUGUAUCCUUUGUGUUCUGUUAUGUUACCAUUCACUUCAGUUUGUUUUCAGACCAACGCCUCAGGCUCGCACAUUUGGAGGUUCUUGUAUGUGAUUUGUGUGUUCCAUUUUUUCCCAGACUGUAUCAUCAAGAACAAAAGAAAACAGGCAUGAGCACGGGGACAAAAUGAAAUGAAGUUAUGCAGGAGAGGAGAAUGGCUGGUCGAGAGUGGGGUACAGACGGUGGGAACUGUCAUAACAACAUACCAUUUGAGAGCGCCAGGCUCCUCUCACCAUCAAGUGGUGUCACAUUCAAUAGUGGAGAGAUUCACUGAUGAGGCAACAGCCCAUAUACUGUAUACACAUCCACACGGACCUGAGCCCUCACUCACAUUUACACACACACACACACAGGCAAGCUGCCAGCUGUUGACUCGACAGAUUGGUAAUGUAGUGUACUCAAUGGCCCCGGUUCAUAUCCCCACUGGCCCCUCUCCAUUUAUUUGAAAAUGACUGGACGAGGGAAAGCAACAUGUCAUGCAGAUUGGGUUGGGAAUGAGUUUUAUCAAAGCUUGUGUUGUUUAGCAUGCUUACCCAGUUCCUCCUCCUCUUCUCGCCAUCUGUGGCUGGGAUUUUCAACCCUGCAGCACCUAAUAAAUCCAGUUUAUUCAUGGUGUUUCUCUCUUUUUUUUUCCAGGACUAUUUCACAGACCUGAUCACCAAUGACAGCAUAAACUUUUUCCGCAUGUCCAAGCGGGUGUACCCUCACCGCCCUGUGAUGAUGGUCAUCAGUCACGCUGCCCCGCACGGCCCUGAGGACUCAGCUCCGCAAUAUGCUGAGCACUUCCCUAAUGCUUCACAGCACAUGUAAGUUACAUGCAAAUUCCAGUUGUUGCACAUGCUCAAACACAUACACUCAUCAGCGCUCCCACAGUGGAAUUUAAAUGCUGUGAAAUAUUGAAAAGUGAAUGUGCAGGGCUUAUGUUUGGGAAAUUAUACACCCAGACGUUCCUGCAGCUUUCAUGUGCCGCUGUAUGGAAAUGUUCGUGUUAACGUCCAAUUACAGAUUUUAUGAUUUGGUGUACCUGACGUUAUUACAGUGUAUGCGCCCCUUAAUCCCCAGUGAUGACAGGUUAUUUGGAAGUUCCUGGGGUCUCAGACUCAGCAAGCAUGAAAUCAAAAAGAUUUAUCAUCCAAGAAAAGCUCGGGCACAUACCAUUAAGAAGAUCAGUGAUGGCUUUUUUUAAAUCAUGCGCUGUACUCGUGCCAAGCCAACAUUGGCCUUCCUCAACUCCUCGCUGCAAUGAGGCAGCGCUCCAAUACUCGGGGUCGUUUCAUGGCAACAUGCCCACCAUCUCUUGGUGAGCCAAAGCUCCCAGGAUGUACUACUCUACUGGGUGGGGGGAAGGGUGGUGUUUUUAGAGUGGUGGAAGGCUGCUGUUUUCACUGUAGUCGCUUUUACUCUGUUUCCCAGUUUUUUUCCUUCUUUCAUACUCUCACUUUCUACCCACUCAACGUUUCCCUCUCUACGUUUGCCCUUCAACUUUGUCUAUCUCUAUGUAUCUCUCCAUUUACUUCCCCCCCCCGUGUCUCCCAGUGUCAUCUCUUGCUUCCUCAUUCUUUGCCCCUCUCCCCUCUUCCACUCGUAGAAGACUUCCUGAUUCUGUCCAUAUCAAUCAGUUUUUUCUCCCCGCGGCUCUAGGGACGAGAGGAAUGCAUUGUGCGCCUCGGAACACCCUUUGUGACAUUAUUAAUUUAUUUUUAGCUCCAGCCUCCGGGUGAAGGGGGUGGGGCUGGGGCCCGUGGGUGACUAAAGGGGUUGCCCCAGUGAUUGUGUGUAGGUUUUGUGUGGUGUGUGGGGAGUAUGUGGCGUGACUUUUGUGGCGGCGUAGCUGGUUAGAACGGGAGAAUGUUUGUUUUGGUGUUUGUUGUCUUAACACUUCAGUCACAGAUAUGGGAAAAAGUUUUCAAUGAGAGAGAGCCUUUUUGCAGCUGGUUGCUUUGUAGACAGGGUUCUUGGCACAGUAACAUUUUGAGUUGCGGUAAUUUUAUGCAAAGCCAAUGGACCAUAAAGUACCUCUGAGUCAAAAUGCACAGAGAUGGGAAGUAAGGGCGCUGGAGUAAAGGAGGAGUCGCCUCAUAAAUCAAAUGAGCGUCUGUACUUUUGACAGCAACAAUAGCAGGGGAGGUUUGAUGUUAAUGUCAUUAACAUUCCUCUCUGAAGGUGUCUCUUGGAUCCGAGCGUAGAUCCUGACUUAUUUUUACGCUGUGUAGAUGAGCCGCAGUGUUUCAGCGGCAUGUCUCUCUGUCCCAGGGCAUGAAUGGAUGUUAUUCCGGCCGUAGCUCAACAAGUUGCUCUAGGGAAUGCCACUAAUCCUCAUGUGGGAUGUGUCCAUGGUAAGUUUUGUAAGGUCAGGACAGGAGGCUUUCUGGUGAGAACAGAGGGCUCUGGACUCCUGUAAUCCAGGGUUAAUACCACAAAACACAACCUAUAUGUGACAGGUGGCAGGUGUGACCUCUCCUAUGGACUGGCUUCGUUCCACUGACCUCUGCAUUCCUGGUUUCCUGGUGCCCAGGGCCCCAUACCUUGGUGGCCCAUUGCCCAGAGACUGGUCCCUUUGUGGGGCUUAUUAGACCGCCUGGCUAGGUGGGUGAAGAGUUCACCCUCCUCACAAAGCGGGCCUGAGGAGACGAGGGCAGAAGGCAGCUCACUCAAUCAGAGCAUAGCAGCUUCAAUAGCAGGUCUUUAUUAAGUAUCUAGGUCUUGAUACUUUCCUCCCUGCAGUUUAGUCUGGAAAAUGAGCUGAUUCACUUACAGUAUGAGAGCUGAUUAUUCAUUGUAGAAGAGAUAGUAUUGUUUUUGUUGGCAAACCUUUAACAUCAGGUGAACAGCUUCUUCCUGCUAAAACUCCAUAAACAAGACUCCCCGUCCCCUCCUCUUGUUAUCCCCCAUUUCAAAUGACCAAGACAUAUUGAGCUUUAGGUCCAGAAGUUGUUGCAAACUUGACUUUGGGGCCUAUUAUUUUCUUAAGCAUGUGCCAACCCUCAAAUGUCUUGUCUGUGCCAAGAGCACAGCAGAGCGCGGAGACUCACGUCUCUGUGUGAGAGAGGAGAUGGCCGGAGAGAGGCGUGGAAAAACAGCGAAGGCGCUGGCUGUUGAGUAUUUGGACAUUUCCUUUGACAAACAGAGAAGCUAUUUAUGCUUUUUUUAACGCAGUGAACAACUGUAGCACCUGUUACUGAGCAGUAGUUUGUGAGAAGUCGCAGACAGGUGUUUUUUGGCACCUGAAAUGGGCUCUUGCAUGCAUCCAUGAAGAUGCCUCAGCACUACCUCAGCAGGCGCAUGUAUGUCCUAUAUGCAGGCAGUUUUUUCACAUUCCUGUCCCCCCUGUUUCUCUCAUAUGUUCUCCCUCUAGUACCCCCAGCUACAACUAUGCCCCCAAUAUGGACAAACACUGGAUUAUGCAAUACACUGGCCCGAUGAAGCCCAUCCACAUGGAGUUCACCAACUUUCUCCAUCGUAAGAGGCUGCAGACACUCAUGUCUGUGGAUGACUCAGUGCAGAAGGUCAGUGUGAUUAUGAGUUAUAUAUUUUUUUGCUUUAUUGGACAUGAAUAUGUUUCAUAUGUAUGCUGCUCUUUGUCUGUUUUCUCAUGUGAUCCAUUUACUCCCCAGGUUUAUGAGAUGCUAGAGGAAACAGGAGAGCUUGACAACACUUACAUCAUCUACACAGCAGACCACGGCUACCACAUUGGUCAGUUUGGAUUGGUCAAAGGCAAGUCUAUGCCGUAUGACUUCGACAUCCGUGUGCCGUUUUUCCUGCGAGGACCAAACGUUCAGCCAGGGGCCGUGUAAGUCCAAACAAAACUUCCUUUCCUUCUUCAUGUUUUUCUGUGUCUAAAUCAUCAUUUAUUUUGAACAUUCACUCCUGGUACAUGAUUUCUCUAAUUGUAUACUGUAUAAUUUAACCUUGUGUGCGUGUUUUUCUUCAGAAACCCUCAUCUCGUACUGAACAUAGACCUAGCUCCCACGAUCCUCCACAUUGCCGGUCUGGACACGCCCCCAGACAUGGAUGGAAAGUCCAUCCUGAAGCUUCUGGAACAGGAGAGGACUGGCAACAGGUCUGUAUGGAUCCUUCAUGCCGUGCUGCCAUGGAUAUGUACAGUAAUUGCACAGCAUGUAUAAUAUGUGCAACAGUACUUUUCAUUUACUGUUACUGAGCUAAUGCAAAUUUCCAGGGCCAGAAUAAGUGCAUUUCGCUUCAGUCGAGCACAGAGUGGGUUCAGGGCAAUUUGGUGGGUUUUCCUUGGCUGUUGGACUCUGGCUCAGAGCUACUGAGGUUCUCCUAAUAAGGUUUCCUGUAGAAUUUGUUUGCAGUUUGAAUCAUUUGUUUCCUGAGCAAACUCAGUCUACCGAAUCUGUCCUUAAAAAAAGCACAAACAGCUAUUUUUAAUUUGUGUCUCACAUGUAAGAAAAAAAUCAGUCACGUUGGAAAAAAUGUUCAAAGAGACAGACAGUGGUUUGAUAUAGUUAAUGCCGUAAGUGCCUUUACACCAUUUCCUUGAAACCACAAGGUUUUGAGUUGCAUGUUUGACAUUCUGUAGUGGAUGGUGAGUGCAUUGGCCUUAUAAUUUCUAUAAACUUUGCGCGUUUUGUUUUCUCAGAUUCAAACCCAACCGGAAACCUAAAGUCUGGAGGGACACAUUCCUGGUGGAGCGAGGGUAAACUGCACCUCUUUAUUCCAUUUCCACACCACAGACACACACAUAUAGGCCAUUGCAGAGUGUUGAGUGUCACACAGAACUGAUGAAACAUGAAGAUGAACCCAAAGCAAGGCUCAGUGCGUGUCCCCCUCUUCCAGAAACACAGCUGCUUUUCUUAGUUAUCUGACAGACAUUUCCUGACCACAGUCAGCUUGGAAGGCAGCAUCAGGGAAAGAAGUUGAAGAAGUCUAGGAUCUUGGGCAAAGCUAAGAGUGGUUGGCAAAUUACGACCGUUGACGUGGGAGGUGCUCACGUGUAUAUCUUGUAGCGAUCUUUCUCCUCCAGAUGAACUUUUCAUAUUAAGCUCUUUUUUGAGACAGCUUCCCUGACUUAGCUUUUUGUGAUCAACUUUUUUUAUUUAUUUCUUUUUGCGUUAUCUCAUUACAUCCAAACCCAUUGCCCCCACCCUUGUCCCAGGAGCAACAUCAAUCCCCCCUUCCCUACAAAAAAAGAGAGAGAGAAAAAGGGGGAAAAGAAACAACAACAGAAACAAAAUUUACAGUACAUACAUGGUAGCUUAUUUAACAAAACAAAAAAACCUGCUACCCUGAAUUAGCUGAUGAGUUUCAUUCACACAGAAGAGGGUGUCAUACAAAAAAGAAGAGUUGUCAGGCUCAGGAUGAUGUUACCUGAAGAACGAUUUAAAGGUUCAGUCCGCUUCAGUCAGCUCUCCCAGUGAGAAAUGCAGCAGUCACACUCAUAACCAACACUUGACUGUGUUCAUUCCAUGUACAGUGUUACAUACGCGCUAAAAACCUCAUCAAGUCUUUAUUUAAUCUUUCCUCUGCUGUUACGGGAGAUCAUGCGAUCACAUUCCGCUUAUCUCUGCAAGAAAAAAAAGUGAAAAUCCAAAGUUAAUAUGAGAGGAAUAUUCAAAUAAACGCUGGUAGAUUUGGGGUAUAUUGGGGUAGACACAAUAAAACAGUUUGGGGCCAGACUGUACUGGCAGCAUGUCUAAUAAUACUGUAUAUUACAGUAUGUCAUGUUCUCCCACACAGCUGCUGUUUUUCCCCCACUAUUAUUUCCUCACGAUCCAUUUUUUUUUUUUUUCUAAUAAAUCGCUGUCUUGGCCCUCCCAUCUCCUUUCCACUGUUACGGUCAUUUGCCAGCAACUGCGUCAACAUCUGCAGACACCAGAGUGUAAAAGAAGCAGUAGUUGGCUCCUGCUGCCGCACAUGCAGAUUGGUCUCCUGCUGGCGUAUGUUUGUGCAACAGAAGAGCUGGCUGCUCUGUGGACCGCUGGGUAUGAAAUGAAAAGAGUGUGACCUUUGACCUAUGGGGGCUUUAGCUCUUUUAAUCCAUUCCUCCAUUAAUCCACACUGUUUAUAGAGGCUGUCUGCUCCUGCGCUUGUGUCUAAAUGCUGAGAUUAGCCUCCGCAGACCUUUCACUCUGUUGCUCAGGCGCAGACAUAGCAGCGCGCACACAAACAUUAGCCGGUGUUUUUGCGCCGGGUUCAAGCGGGUUUUGAUACGCCCAAUGAUUCUCUAAGGGUAUCCUUGCUCAACAUUACGUUACUGUACUCAGUAACUUGAGGAAUGCUGUCUGACAGCUGGGACUGACUACAUUGUUUGCAAAUCCAGUCAUCUACGUAAUUGCAGACGUCAGGGAAUGACAUUGACAACAACUGUUUGCUCGUUAAUCACCCUUAGCUAAAUGCUGAGGCCUACAGCCAGCCCAGUGUGUGAAAAUUGGCUGUUUUCCCCCAGAACAAAGCGCUAGACAGGACUGGACAUGACAACAGGACUACUCUUUUAGGGGACAGGUUGUUCUGGGCUCCGCAGUCGCCAUCACUCUGUCUGUGUGUCGCGAGCAGCCAGGCUAAUGUUGGCAGAAAGUGAAGCAGAGAGCAGGGGACUGGGUGGGGGGGCUGGCAUGGCUCAAACAGAGACUCAGCCAGGCCUUGUGGUGGUAGCAGAGACGAAGGGGGCAGGGAAGUUGAACAGGAUGCCAAGUUGAGGUCAAACAGCUUGGCCUGGAGCUGAGCACUGGUGUGACGCAGUGCUGAACUCCGUGCCCAGACCCUCCGGCACACCACAGAUGCUUCAUAACUUAUCCAGUGACCAUGACCAUGAGAAGCACACAGGACGGGCUGUGACAGAGAGUAAAAAACAGGAAACUCUUAAAUUGUAUUAAACUUUAAAUUGGCUCACUUAAGUGUAGCAGUACUUUGUGUACUGGCUCUCUGAAUACAUCCUUUUGUUGAUUCUUGUUUCCUUUUAUUUGUGUUGUAGAAAGAUUCUGAGAAAGAAGGAUGACUCUCUGAACACUCAGCACACCAACAGCCUCCCCAAAUACAAGAAGGUCAAAGAAACCUGCCAGCAGGCCGAAUUCCAGACGCCCUGCGAACAGCCGGGACAGGUAAAACAAACACACCCAUGCGCUCGCACGUGCACUGCUCAUUUCUGCAAACACAACCGAGUUACCCUGAUUUUCACAAAAGAAAAUCUCCUCGAUUCUUCUCCGGCUGUAAUGAGCACCACUGUUGAGCUGACCUCCACGCUGCCUGUUGAACUACUCCACAGAGCCACAAGAGAAAUAGCCAUUAACAGGACAUCAUUCUGCUUCGUAAUUGGCCCCUUUUGGACCGUUUUGUGGUGCAUUAGUUUCUUUGUACUUCACUUUCAUCCGGGCCCAUUAAUUUUCUAGCACAACAGCAGCUGAGUGUUACAGUAUGUGGCCUUGGAGCACUCAGACCAGAACAAUACAAAUUGCUACAAGUUUCAGGUAGUGUUAAAUGACAGGCUGAGUUUUUGAGGGGUGGACUAAUACAAUCCAGAUCCAGUUUAUGGUCACAUAAAUGUGCUGACUUAACAAUCAGUUAUUGAAGACAGAAAUAGAGCCAGACCAGCUAAGCUUGGCCGUGUAUAUUGUGCGAUAUAAAUGUAUAAAACAAAAUGUGUGCGGACCUGAAAGCUUGAACCGUAGAUGUGUAGAAAUGUAAUAAUUUAUACACCACAAUAAAGGCUUUGCUUCGCCCAUGUGGCCCGAAGAGUUUUUCUUCGAGUUAGAGCUACAGUGCUGCUCACAAACUGCAGGCAGAAGCUUUAAUUCUAAUCCCCGUUUAGUCCUUAUCUCUGAGUCUACCUCCUCUUCUUCUGUUAUUUACAUGCAAAGAGGAAGAGUAUGGAUCUUUAUCAGGGAUUACAGAAAAUGUUAUGCCCCUCAUUGCUGACUUACCUCCUCUGUAAACCAAACCUGUAGCUCAAAGUGAAGCAUUGUAUGGGAAAAGUUAAGAGGUCUGUAACAAGCGUAUUAAAUCUCAGUCUUGAACCUGAUUUAGGUUACAAUGAAAGAAGUUUUGUUUAAGAAAAGCCUUAAAGGUUUAAAUAUGACUGAGUGAUCUUCUAAGAGCUCAGGCUCUGCGGUGUUUUUGUCACAAAGCUGCUGUGGUCCUUUUGGAAAUCGAUCGUGUGAUAACUCUACGGGAUUGUUGUGGGUUCACCAGAUUUACUCACUGGGGACAUGGAAACCUCUGUUAUUUUAUGUUUUUGGGGGAGAAUAAGAGAGUGUGAGUGACUUGCGGUGUUUUGGCUUUUCUACCUCCCACUCAUGUUUCAGCUUGUACGGUCAUCCACGUCUGCUCCCAUCCAGUCGCCCCCCCCCUUCCUCCCUCCCUCGCUCCCCCAUCUUUGGUUUCUCAUCCAUCUCUGCUGUCUUGCUGCUGCUGCUGCUGCCGCUGCUGCAGUGGUACUGCUGUGCCUUGGAAGCACUCAGAGGAGGGAGGGCGAGGGAGAAGGACAAAGAAAGACAGAUUUUUUUUCGUCCCUGAGUCACAAUACAUCUCUCUCUUUUUCCCUCACAUCCUGUCUGAUGCUGAUAUAACGGCUCUGUUGGGCCUGUAAGCCCUCCGUUACUAUAUGAGCCUCCCAGAUGGAACCUGAUCUGUCUUAUAGCUCUUUGUUUGGACCCUUGUUCCCACACUCACCACUGAUCACGCCACUCUGCAUAUGUGUCUCUUGAAUUUAUACAAGACCUAACCAGCGGUGCUGCUCACGUCAAUUAGCCUGGAUUUCCUCUAACUUUUGAGGUUGAAUGUUGAGAAAGACGCAGACAAUGUACGCAAGUGCAUGGAUUUGUGUUUAUCCCACUGGUGACGCACUUGGCUCAGACUUACCCUGUGUGAGAGUGAUAUGGGCUUCUUUUUUAUUUUAUAGACACCACACAGGCCCACUUCGUCUCAUGUGGUCUUUUUGGUUUAUCUAUCCAGAUGCUUUUGGAUGCCGUUCUUCCCCACAGGCCGAGAUCUGCCUGAUAUGUCUGUCAGAAGUAUUUCUUACAAAAAGAGCUUCUAAAGUCUCAGCAAAACAGAGGCUUUGCUUGAGAUUAAGUUGUUCUGAUUGUUGACAUCUCCAACACUUAUCAGCUAAACAUUACCCAGAAACAUGUGAGAUCAUGUAUAAGAUAUACAUAACAUACCACUACUCUCCAGUUUGCUUUAAUUUGUAGAAAUCUCCACAUUUAAAUUUAAUUUAGUGGAAGGGGAGAUCUUUAAGUUCAAGAAAAAUUCAUCUUUGAAAUGUAUUCCACCUUGUUGUCUUUGCUUGGCAGAAGUGGCACUGUGUGGAGGAGAUUACAGGGAAGUGGAGGAUACAGAAGUGUAAAGGCGGAUCCAAAGAGGGCUCCAGGAAGAGGGCCCGCAGCCUGAAGCCCCGCAGCAGCGGCUACAACAACAGAGAGAGGGGCUGCGAUUGCAGCGAUGCCGCCUUUCGACCUCAGAGGAAUGACCGUCGCUCCCACCAACAGCUCUCCUCCUCAUCCGGCCAGCGUGAGUGCACAUGAAUCUGUUAUUAUUACAUCCUUUAACACUGUUUUAGUAAAUAAAGUCAUGUAAGUCAGAGAGAAUUAUUUACACACAUGUUCAGGAUAAUCUUGGGUAUCUCAGUCCAGAAGAAAAAGAUCUGACAGAGAUCAGACUGCUUCAGUCAACAUGCAACUUAUUUCUUCUUCUAACUUCUAACAUAGUGCUGACGUCCACCUCUCAAUACAAGCUUGAGAAAAAGAAGUCUGCACAUGCUCGAGGCUAGAUUUCCUGUAAUUGAUUAUUUAUGCUCUGAAAGAAGACAGAUGCACAGAAAAAGCAAACAUCCUCUACAAGUCCCACAAUUUGUUCUGUGGAUGUUCCCCUUCCUGUCAGCUGUGUUAGGUUUGGAGUGGUUUGUUGCCCUCUAGUGUUCGCUUGAAAAGGUGCAACUCUAGAAACGUAAGACUCAACUUUUAUAAUUGCAGGUUAUCGGCCCCGUUUUGUCCACACUCGACAAGCCAGGUCCCUGUCCGUGGAGUUUGAAGGUCAAAUAUAUGACGUCGACCUUCAAGCCGACGAUCAGUCAGCUAUUCGCCGCCGUGUCAUCUCAAAGCGUCACUACAACUCUGAGGAUCCGGAGUUUGAUUUGGGGACUGAUGAUGCUUCAGAGGAAAUGCUGGCAGAUGAUACCAAUGCUGUGGGAUACCCCAACUCAGUGAGAGUUACACAUAAGUAAGAACGAGUACCCAAACAAUGAACAAAUACAGCUGGUGUUUGUCUGAGGAGACGUGAAUGACUUAUGAAGUUCCUCUGCGUCUGUUUCAGGUGUUUCAUCCUAAUGAAUGACAGCGUCCACUGUGAAAGAGAAAUCUACCAGUCCUCCAGAGCCUGGAAAGACCAUAAGAGCUACGUGGACCAGGAGGUGAGUGGAAACACACCAGCUUAAUCUUUGAGAUUCGGUCCAGGGUUUUUCAAACACCAAAAAGUUAAUCUGUAUCAUUUGUUCCACGUUUGAUUCCAGAUUGAAGCCCUUCAAGACAAAAUCAAAAAUCUGCGGGAAGUACGAGGCCACCUGAAGAGGACACGACCAGACGAAUGUGACUGUGGAAAGAAGGGGUCAGUCACUGAAACUUUCCUCCAAAUUUGCCAGUCAGAGUGCAAAUUUUUUUCUCAUCUUGUACCUGAUUUAAAAGUUUUUCCCAUAAUACAAACCCCAAAGCUGUCUGUCUGGUCCUUAGUCUUUUUCUCUGUUUAUAAAACCAGCUAUUAUAACAAAGGGGACAGAAAAGCAGAGAGAUUGAAGAACAGGAAUGAGCAACUCCAUCCGUUUAAGUGAGUUUUUCUUCCCCUUUAAAUGACGACUUUCCCCGGUUAAUCUCAUUCCCUCUUCUUUUAGAUGCAUACUGACCCUGGCUUGUAACUCGUCCAGUUUUAUACUCAUGGUAGAUGUUUCUCUGUAGGUUGCUCAGUAUUUGCAUGAUCACUGCAUGGAAAACACUGCUCACCUUCAUGUAGAUAACCUUGUAGUCCCCAUAUGGCUUAUCCAGCAUGUGUGUGGUUUUUUGAAGUGCUCUCAUGUGUUUGUGGCCCUAAAACAAAAAUGAACUCUUAAAGCACAUCUACACACUUUUAUUCAGUGUUUGCUCCCUGAAUAGACUCAAAAUGACAAAGCAGAUGUAUGGCAGGGACCCAUCUUUUGUGUGUCUGGAAGUGAUUGAGUUGCAUGGAAAGAUAGAGUGACUCAACAGAGGGGAAAUCAGUCAAUCCCUCAAACACAGCGAUCAACUUGCACCAGGAAACAUUGGGAACACAUUAUGCCAAUACAAAGCAGCUGCUUUUUCUCAGUGCCUGCUCUGUGUGCAGGAAGAGGGGACAGUGGCUAGAAUGUCAUCCGAGAGAAACUUGGACAGCGUCAGAGCUUAAACAUGAAAGUAAACAGACUGUCAUACCCUGGCAUCAGUGAUGCCUUCUGGAAGUCCCCUGAAGAUCUUCCACCGCUGCGGCUGCUGGCAUCAGGGCGAGGAUAUGUGCCGACGUCAUCUUUUACAUUGCACUGUUUUUUUGUAAUUCCCUCAAAUUUCUGUCCAACAGGGAGGCUGCACAAGAAAUCGACGGAAGGGUUCAGCUGUACAACGAGAUCCGGAGGAGGAAGAAGGAGAGGAAGGAGAAGAAGCGCCUGAGGAAGGGGGACGACUGCAGCCUGCCCGGCCUCACCUGUUUCACACAUAACAAUGAUCACUGGCAGACUGCCCCCCUCUGGUCACGUAUGUUAACUGAAAUUAAAUUCAUUAUAUAUAUAGUUUUAAUUAUUUUAACAAAGAAAUUAGACUUGAAACUGCAGUUCCUUGAAUGGCCACUAGAGGCUACCUCCAAGAGUUAAAUAAUUCCCAUUAGGCCACAUUUGAAGAUGCGCAUUUUUACAGGGAAAUGUAACAUGUCGGGCAUAAUUUAGAGUGGGGCUUUUAUCCAAGAUCCAGUUGACCUCCUUCAGCUCCCCCUCUUCACCUUUUUCUAGAUCUGGGUAAUCGAGUCUGCUCAAGGCUUCUUAACAUCCUAUCAGAUUUAAUUAGAUAACUCCAGUGAGACUGUCUUUGUAUUUUUUUUGGUCUGUGUCGUUAUCAGUUGUAUCAUGCACUCACAGUUUUCAGAGUUCAUUCCUCCACAAAACUACUGGUUCUUGGGUUAAUCUCACACCAGUCAAAGUGAAUUAUUUGUGUUCUUUGUCAGCAUAUGUUCAGUCAAUUUGAGCGACUCUCUGUUUUACUGUUUAGUGGGUGGAUUCUGCGCCUGCACCAGCUCCAACAACAACACUUACUGGUGCCUGAGAACCAUCAAUGAGACCCACAACACACUGUUCUGCGAGUUCUCCACCGGCUUCUUGGAGUACUUUGACCUCAACAGUGACCCCUACCAGGUGUGUGAACAUCUGUCCACAGUCAUUCAUCCAUGCUCCCUUUCUGUCUGUGUUUUUAAGCCCCUUCAUCAUAAAAGUCGUCCUUUGGGAGCAGAAAAACAAGACGAAACAGCAGUUACACUUUCAUUCUGCAUUCUUUGGAGAUGGAUCAACUUUAUGAUGCUAAAACAAAAAAAUUAUAUUCAGUUUUUUGAGUAUCUUGGAUUUAUUUUCUCACCCGUGCAGCUCACCAAUGCAGUAUAUGCAGUCGAUCGGGAGGUCCUGAACUCUCUCCAUGCCCAGCUCAUGGAGAUGAGGAGUUGUCAAGGAUACAAGCAGUGCAAUCCCCGCCCAAAAGGCUUGGAUACAGGUAAAAGAGAACAAAAAACUCCCUUCUUACUUGUCCUUUAGAGGUUUCUCAUGUGGACUUUUCACUGGGUUUAGUGGUGGAUGUUAUGCCAACAAUGACUGAAGCAGAUUUAACACAGAGAAGAAUUGGCGUGAAGUGAAUCAGUGCCUAAAUCAUAAUUGAUUUGAGUUAAAAACUGCUCAAAUAGCAAUGAGAUUGGCUUUAUGUUUGAGAAAUUUGGAUACUUGAUUUUUUUCAGUCUACUCCUCUGCUGUGUUUUAAAUCUGUAUCAGACUCAGGGUGUGUGUGUUUGUACAUUUCUGCAUGCUGCAUGCGUUUGGGGAUGAUCUGUUCAAUGAUGUAUGCUUAAAUUCCAGGUGGAGGUCAAGAAAUCAUCAGUAUGUCCUUUUAUGUGAUCAACAUUUUUUUCACACUUCUUAACUUGUUUUUUCCCAGCCGAGGACUUUCACUCACCUGAAUAUUUUCCUUAUAUACACAGAGCGUUUCAAUUUGAUCAGACCCUGUUACACUUGAACAUCCUGGCCUUCAUCCCCUCUGUGACUCAACCAGUGUUAGAAAUAAUAUUUGGAGGAUGCUGUUGUCAAGGCUGUCUUUCUAUUUGAGCUUGUCAUGCAUCACUGCUGUAGUCAGCUGUUCUGUUUUUUUACAACAACUCCACAGUCUGAGGACUCUGUCAGAGCCCAGGAGGAUGGAGGGGGUUAACAAGUAAUAUUGCCGUGACCAAAGCCCGUAAGGCCCGGCCAUAGCUUUCGUGUGUGGCAUGAACCAGCUGCGUUGUUUAGGUCCUGAGGGUAAAAUACUUAGUGUCUGUAAUUACCAGCUGGAGAGCGAAGCGCUGGAGCGGCCAGGCUGCUCUGAGAAAACUGAUUGUGUUUCAGCGCUGGCAUUGUGGACUUGUCAGAACGGUGCCAACACACGUCACAUAGCAGCCUAAAAUCUCUUACCCGCACUGGCUGCCCUCGCUCAUGUGUGAUGCCAGCUCCAUGAACCGAUGAAAUUGCUGUUGUGGUUACAUGAAGUGAUGUUUUUGUUGGAGGGGUAGAUUAAUAAAAUUUAACUGGCCUGUUGAAAUGGAUCUAGCAGUUACUUGCUUCUAUUUAUGGCGUGCAACUCUACCUGACGGGAUAACCCUGUGUCUUUUAUUUUGAAAGGGAAACCCCUGUUAGACUCUAUGCAGCACAAUCCUCAGUUCUGAUCCGCAUCUCUCAAACCACUACCUCCAAAACCCUCCAUUUAAAUCUCUCUUCUCCUCAUUCUGGUCAUCCAAUAAUUGCAUUUCUCCAUAGGAAGUAGCAGCUGUGCAUGAAGAAAUCUUCAGAGUGAAUGAUCUAUUUAUUUCCCUCUAGUAUCUCCUUGAAUCAAAGCAUUAACAACCGAUUGCUUUUAUUUUUCCGAUCAGGAGGUAAAGAAGGAGGAAGCUAUGAGCCACACAGGUAUCCACCAAUUUUUGUUUCUCUUCAGUGGCUUUUUCUUUAACACCUGCAUGGGCCGAAUUCGCCUCAUUCCCACUAAUCUAUCCAUCCAUGGAGUGCUGGCGCUUGAUCUGUGGCUGCAUGCUGGGGGCACGCUAACAAAUCAUAACAGAUGAAUUUUUUUGUCUCUCAUAAGAGCAGCUUCAUUUGUUGUCACCUCUGUGCACACCAUCUGCCUUCACUUUAAAGCCUGCAGCAGUAUGAAUAUAUAAUCAGCAGCUCAGAUAUUCUCUGCAAACAGAUUCCAUACCUCUGCAGACACUCAAGUCCAAACAUAGCUUUAAAGUCGCUCUGUUUAGCUGUUCUUCCAUGAGCAUGAUGGGUACAAAGACCCACCCAAGCACCUAAUGCAUGUGAAUGACAAUGCAUGGUCAAAUAUCAUCCCCUCGCUCAUGCAUCAGAUCCCACACUAAGUCUUAGAGGAGUAGUUUGAUAUUUAGGAGAUCGUUUUGGUUUUCUUGCCAGAGUCUAAUAAGAAGAUCAAUACCGCUUUUAAGUCUAAGUUGCUAAAUCUAAUCUUCAAACGGCAGCUACUUAGUUUAGCUUAGCCUAGCUUAUGAACAUGUUGAUAGUUUUGGUUUUAUUUAGUUUGUACAAAAGCUGUUGUAUGUAUGUAUGUACAUAUGUAUUUUUUCAAAGGAAUCAGGCCACUUCUUUUUCUACUUGCAGUCAUUACAUGUCUGGAGCCACAGCCAGAGACAGUUAGCUUAGCUUAGCAUACGUUUUCCCUGUGAAUCAAGCUAGCUUUUAACUUUACUCUGUUUGCCGUUUUAUCAGUGAACAUUCUAAUGGAUGGUGUUGAUUUUCUCAUUCCUAGAAAGAAAACAAAUGAAUUUAUCUAAAUGUUGGAACUACUCCUUUAACGUCACCCUCCAUGUCAUUCAAGUCACAUCCACAAACAAACCAUCCCAUUAGAUAUCGAGUGUAUGACAUCCACACAUUUGCUCAUGGCCAUUAGCUUGUGGUAGAAUGGACGCACGAGUUGCCGUGACCUCUCUGUGCUCCCGCUGAUGUCUUCCUCUUUUUGACCUGUGUCUCUGACACCUGCUUACCAGGCAGCAGCAGCACCGAAAGUGGUCAAAGAGGAGACCCAGCCUCUCCUUCCUGUGAGUCCCUCCACUACCGUGCAAACAUGUCCAUUCUCUAGCUUCAGCACACUCAGGAAAGCACAUUUUACCAGGAAACUUCAGCUGGCACUUCUGCUUCCUUUCUUCUGUUUUCACUUUCAGACAUAAAACAGAAUCCUGAUUUAGCCUUUUGCUGCAUAAGUUUUGCAUAAUUUGCCUCUUUUUCUGAUAGAACUUUGGUUUGUUUUCUGUGGAUACACCGUUCAGCAGCUAACUUUCCGUCUUGUUUUUGAUUGUUUUUCCUUCCUCCGUUGAGUUCUUUUAUUCCAGGUUGCCUGACUUUGCAUUUCAGUCGAGUCCAGGCCUUUCAUUAACUAUGCCAUCAUAUUUCUCUUGUGCAGCUCAGGUUGCUAGUCUUUUAUGAUGGAUCAUUAAAUGUUUUUUUCUUUCAGUUUGUCUGAUGUGAGUUUCUAAGGCAGCAUGUGUUUGCACUACUCAUGGCUUGAGCUUAGUGUGGGUGCUAUGUUUAUCUAGUUUAUCUAAUGCAGCUUUGAAGUGUGUGUAUACGAGUGUGUGUGAAUUUGUUUGACUGUGUGUGUUGCUUGGGGCAUCAAACCCCUCAGCUGGCUGCUGUAGUAAGAGCGGGAGAAUGGGCAUGACUGCAUGGUGUCUGAGUAAACUUGAAAAGAGCUCCCUGUUCUCUGGGCUCCACAUCUUUAAAGUUUCUGUUCCUCUCUUUUUGGCAGCUCACAGCCCAUAUGGGACGGACGACAGGGUUAAACUGCCCAACCUGACGGAUGAGGAGGUGAACUGGCAGGGACUGGAGGAUCUGUAUAGCAUAAACGAAAGCCUUUAUGAAUGUAGGCCUGACUACAGCCCCAGCCCAGAUGACUGGGCCAACUUCCAGAAGGAUGUAGAUAAUAUGUUUGCACUGCGACACGUUUUAAACAAAUCCAACCAAACUCACAAGCCUGACGACUCCACCCUGCCAGAGCUGGGCUCCGGGGCCGGGGAUGGAGGCCUCGAGGAGGGCAGCGGAGAGGAGCCGGCCUCAGCCAGACAGUUUUGGCCAGGCCUGGCAACAGAGGCUCACCCUUCCACCCCCGCCCCCAGCACAACACCACCAGCAUCACUCACACCCACUCCCAGGUCCACACUGGAAUGGAAACUGGAAUCCGUCAACGAGUUUCCCGAGAGACUUAAAGAUAGACCUGGGGGGUCUGUGAUUUCAGCGUCAUCAGUGGGUUCAAGGAGGGAGAGGCUGUUCUUCCAAAGCGACAUGUGGGCACAGCAGCUGGAAGAGAUCGAGGGAGACGUGUUCAGCGGGAACGGACUGACCGAGCUGGAGACCAGACAUGACAGUCUGCUACGCACUCACAACAGCCUGCAGCUGCAGCCCGGAGAGCUAACAGGCACUCAGGGUCUCGGCCAGGACCUGGACCUUGAGGAAGAGGAGGACAUUUUCAAAGCCCAAGGCUACCUCCCUUUCACCCCACAAACACUGAGGCCCAAGGUGCAGACUAGCACCCCUGGGAGCCCCCCAACCUCACAGAGCAACACCCCACAGAGUGUUGGGCUGGUACUGCAGGUACUGCCUCAGUCUCCGCUGCCCCUCAGCUUGGACUACGAGGGCAGUGGGUCCCUGCCUCCUCCCUCCAAUCAGACCCUCUGAGGCAGACGCAGGCACUGACCAACCAGCCAAUGAGCUGCUGGUCGCCAUAGAGACACAGAGACACAGUGAUUGGGAGAUGAGCUCGCCAAGAGUGAUGGCGAGUGAUGCCACCUCAGUCAGAGUUGUAUAAUAAGUGUUAAAGUUAUUGUUUAUUUUUUUACAGGUGCCUACAUUUAUUAGUAAACAGUGUUAUGUUUUUUAAAAUAUCUAUUUAGAAAAGAAAAGCCUUAAUGCAGCUAAACUUGAGUGAUGGGAUUAGAAAUGAUCGAUCCCACGCAGAUAACACCAUUGAUGUUUUUAAUAUAUGUUUUUAUGAAAACCAGCGUGAGUGAUGGAACUGAUACAGCUGAAUGAAUGCUUAGCAUCAUCCGUAGGUACUCUCCAGUCUUAAGAGAUCAAUUAUCAAAAAUCUGCCCGGCAACAGGACGCUUCGUUUAAACACUGUUCGCUCACUUAAAGAAUCAAAGGCAACAAUUGUCCCCAAAUGCACUUUUACCUUCACCUUCCACUGUGCGUGGAUCAUAUUUGAUGAUAUGGUUGUUUUUCUACUGUUUUCUUUUUUCCAUCCAAAAGAACUUUUUGUCACAUGGCAGAGAAACGUCAACAUGGUCAAGGCCAAACUCUAUUUAUUAAAAGCGUUUUUAAUAAUCUGUUGGGCUGAUAUUUGAUCAGCCUUUUUAACAUCUCGUCCAUCAGCUUUUAUCAGUUUGGACAAUCACGGCUCAGCUUAAGUUCAAAUCCUUUGACUGCAGUGAGAAUGUGCAUAUAUUCAUCUUUCCAGGGAACUAUUUCACCGCCACACCAACUCUGACCUGGUGCAAUUUUGUCACCAAACACAGCGUUGAACAUUAACAUAACUAAAAUCUUUUAUAGUGAUUAAAAGCAAAUGUUUACACAAUCACAACAGCGCUAGAAAUGUUUGUUGUGGUACGUUUUUGUUCGAAAUAUCUUGUGGCAUCAGCUAAUCAUGUGGUGCGUUAUGUAGUGCUUUGAUAAUCCAGAGUAUAGUGUUGCACAUGGUCAGAUCAUUGGCUCCAAGUGUAGCCUUCAAAUGUUUGUUAUGCGGCACAGCUAUAACCUUCAAGGGCAAAAUCGUUGAAUAUUUCUGCCAGUUCAUCUCUGCUGAUGGGAAAACUGGUUUUGAUGGUGUGUGUAGAAGUGUGGUUUCAGGAAAGCCAUGAAGCUGUUAAUAAAUCAUUUCAACCUUCUGAGA